Messenger RNA from Musa acuminata subsp. malaccensis (wild Malaysian banana), 776 nucleotides. Lineage: Eukaryota; Viridiplantae; Streptophyta; Magnoliopsida; Zingiberales; Musaceae. The record is from RefSeq and is a predicted model, not a curated record.
AGGGUUAUGCUUCUCAUGCAUCUUUCUUUGUCUCAUACAGAUACUUCUCUCCAACUUCCUUCCCCUUUCUGAGCUUGUCAGUGGAAUCACCUAUAACUCGCUAAGAUCUUCCACUUCAUCAAGGAACAGGCACCAUGGAUCGAGCAAGAUGCAGGAUGUGGACAGGCACAGAACAGAGCAACAGGCCUCGCCUCAUCGUUCAGAGCCCGGACGGCCUUGUCGUCGGGUCUUCCAUCAAGGAGCCAUGGAAGGAAGAAGCUUAUUCAUGGCCUCCGAGAUCUUACUCAUGUAACUUCUGCAGGCGAGAAUUCCGAUCAGCCCAAGCCCUCGGUGGGCACAUGAACGUGCACCGGCGGGAUCGAGCCAGACUCAAGCAGUUGUACACCGGGCUUGGUGGAGAAGCCAUGGAAGAAGACGAACAUCACCCGAAUCCUUCUACUGUGACGAGUGCAGGUUGUCAUCAACCUCAGGUUAACCCUAGAUCCCUGCUUAUUGUCUGUGAUGAAAAGACCAACUGUAAUAAGAGAAGGAGAACUGAUCCAACGCCUGCUUUCUUUGUGAGAUCCUGUUCUUGUGACCAGCAACAAGAAGUACAACCUGAGGUACUCAACCAUAGCCUUGAUGAAGAGUUGGAUCUUGAGCCAAGGCUUGGAGAUGCCCCCAAGUAGAGUUUCUGUUCCCUUGUGCUUGAUCCAAUAUGAACCUUCUCUAUGAAGGUGGAUUGCCUCUUUCAUCAGAGAACAAACAAGAAUAAAAAGUUCAACUUUUAGAACCAA